Podarcis muralis (Common wall lizard) is the source of this 1142-nucleotide messenger RNA. Its product is annotated as galectin-related protein A-like. Lineage: Eukaryota; Metazoa; Chordata; Lepidosauria; Squamata; Lacertidae. The record is from RefSeq and is a predicted model, not a curated record. Gene Ontology annotation, molecular function: carbohydrate binding.
AUAACGUACAAUUUAUUUACUGAUUUUUAAAAUUUCGUAUUCAUCCGAAGAUCACGUUCUCCUUCAUCCUCUCUAGUUCGGUUGCCUGGGAUUUACCCAGAUUUACCAUACAGUGCUCCUUUAUUCCACUAGCUGGCCGGAUCCCUAGCUUUCGUUAUAUAAAAUAAAAUAAGCUAGUGUCUCAUCAGGCAAAACGUGUAGGCCUUCCGAGCCAUUCUUCUUUUUUAAAAAAAGCUACUGUAGCCUACUGUCGUAUUUUAAUGUUGCUAGCCAAUGAAGCAAGUAGCAGCUGUGACUGACAUUGAGGAAAGCAAAGCACACAGACUAAAAUGUUAGACUGACACACCUACUGUCUGGAACUUCUUGAUUCAUUUUGAAGUCUGGAGGCGACUUCAACGGAGAAAUGGUUGUGGCCCUAUAGAAAACAAUUCUGAAAUUUAGGGUUAUUGCGUAACUGUGAUUGGGCCUGUGCACCCAAAAACAAAAGGCAGGAAAAGAACAAAACUUUUUCCAUAGACUUCUAAGAAGGCCUGAGUGUAACAGGCCAAAAAAACAUGACGGAAAAUGACAGGUGCACAACUGUGGAGAAAUACGUCGGUGAGAUUAAAGGAGGACUGAGGCCAACCAUGAAAAUCACUAUCAUGGGGGUAAUAUGCCCUGCCCCCAAGAGUUUUUCAGUGACUUUGCUCUGUGACCCCAUGGAUGCCAAUCUGGACAUUGGGCUGUUGCUUGCGGUCAGCUUUCUUGAGAAAUCCAUUGUCCGGAAUUCACGGAUUGCUGGGAAAUGGGGUAAAGAGGAAAAGACCAUUCCCUACUUCCCAUUUACAGCAGGGGAGUCAUUUAAGAUGGAGCUCUUGUGUGAGCAUCAGCAGAUUCGGGUCUUGCUUGAUGGACGUCAGCUCUGCAGUUUCACUCACCGCGUGCAGCCUAUGCAAAGGGUGACAGCUUUACAAAUCUCCGGAGACAUCAAGCUCACCAAAGUGGCUUGAAGAAAAGAAUAUAUAAUCCCCUAUCUCCCCUUGGUUGGUGAAGAAAUGUUCUCCCUAUGCCGUUGGAUGUUGUUCCUUACUUUUGCUCUUAUGUGUGCUUUUUGAGAUUUUAAAUGAAGGCUGAGCUCUAUAAAUAGCCCUAUUACACCUUGA